Molecule: messenger RNA, 3238 nt
Organism: Stylophora pistillata
Lineage: Eukaryota; Metazoa; Cnidaria; Anthozoa; Scleractinia; Pocilloporidae
Biological process (GO): signal transduction
Molecular function (GO): protein binding
Source: RefSeq, a predicted model, not a curated record
GUCAAAAUGGUCUACCGAGAGAGCACUGGAAGUGAACUUGUUAUUUAUCUUUCACUUCCUCAAUUUCUUCGAAAGUGAAAUCCGGGGGGUGAAUAUGCGGCUCUUGUGUAGCGUUGAGCGAGGAAGUGUUUCCAGAAAUCCAAGAUAGGAAUGGAGAAAAAAGAAGACCUAAAUGUGUGCAAGCUGUUGAAUUGCAGUGGUCUGACUGAGAUUAAGUGCAACCAGCUUGUCAUUGGGUCUUUCACUUCCUCGAUAUUUCCAUGAAAGUGAAGCCUGCAGGGAUGCACAAGCUUAGUGCAGAGCAGAAGCAACUCCAUGCGAGACAGGAAUGGAAACAAAAGAAGGUCAUCUCAACUAAAUUGGCUUCUCAGCAGUAAAAUAUGGAGCAAUGUAAAUUAAAUAUAACUUUGGCUACUGGUGUGAUUGGAUGGAACACACUGGUGAAUAAACAGUUACUUAUUGAACUUGCCAAAAAUCCAACAAUAAAGGUGACAGGACUUGUGCCAAGUAGCACCCCAGAACAGAAAGAACAGGCUAGGGAGUUAAUUGUUGAACUUCUUGAUGGCCAAGAACUGGAUGGUUUUUCACCGAAGGAACGCUUGUCUUUCCCACCUGACCAUCUUGAAAUUGAUGUUUUGAUCAUGCACUCAUAUGGGCUUCACGAGGGGAAACAUGCUCAAGUCAUAAGGACAAUCAAGAAAUGUAAGUGGUUUCAUAUUAUCCAUACCAUCAGUGAAGAACUUGCUAAAUAUAUGGAUCAGAAAUAUGAGCAGAAGAAAGAGCACGAGCUACAGCUCAAACUGAGUCAGAAGGCAGACAGCAUAAUUGCAGUUGGCCCCAAAGUAGCUGAUACCUUCAGAUCUGAACUGCGUCAUUGUGGAAAGAGCAAUGAUGUCAUUGAUUUAACUCCAGGGAUUGUUAAUGAAUUGGUGGGUGUUCGACUGAUACACCAGCCUGGAGAAAAGUUCCGCAUCUUGAUCAGUGCAACAUGGUUUGCAAAAUAUUACAGAGUAAAGGGGCUGGAUAUUGCGGCAAGGGCCAUGAAAUUUUUGCAGGAGGUAUCAUGUUAUCUCAUCUGUAUUGUCAACCCAGACGAGGAUACAGAAGAACUCAGUGAGCAACUCCUUAAAGAAGGGAUUGAACUGGACCAGUUUGCCGUGCGACCUUUCCAAAGUAGUGACCUAGAAAACUGGAAGAAGCUACUUUGCGAAGUUGAUCUUAUCAUAAUGCCAUCACGAACAGAGGGCUUUGGCACAACCAACCUCCGUGCUAUUUCUGCAGACCUUCCAGUACUUGUCAGCCAGAAUUGUGGUCUUGGAAUGGCUCUGAAGAAGUUACACUCAGGAGCAAAACAUGUUAUUAAAUCAAAUGAUCCCAAGGUUUGGGCAGCGUCGAUAAAGAAAGUCAUAGAAAAUAGCCCAGAAGAUCAGUUGUCAGAAGCAAAGCAACUUCGCCAAGAGUAUGAGGAAAAAUACAGCUUGGAGAAGCAAUGUAAUUGUCUUGUUGAAAGAAUGCUUACACUGUUUCCAAGCAGACAAGAUUUCAAACAAAGCGUUGAACACAGUGAGGUGUUUGAACAAGAGAGGGGCCAGUAUCCAGAAGUCCAGCAAUAUGAAACGGAGACAGUGGUACAUGAGGAGAGAGCACUUGAGAAUGUCAACUACAGAAGCCAGGAGCUGAGGCCUGCAGCAGAAAUGAAGAGCAACCAAACUGAGAGAAAAGCUUAUGAUGAGGAGAUGGUUGAUGCUGUCCAGAAACAGACCAAGGAACUGAGCUUUGGAGCAAGAAGAACUGAAACUGAGAGAGUGGAUAACAAGGAAAUAGUUGAAACUGUCCAGGGUGGGACCCACCAGGUGGGCUAUGCAGGAGCAAAGGACGUCAAGGAAGAGAGAAAUGGAUUUGAUCAGGUGGAUAGUGCAGGAGCAGCAUUGGAUGGUGUAAAUGAUAAAAACUCAAACAGGAAUCAGGCUGCAAUUACCAACAUGAGGCAGUCUAUCAAAGCUGAAGACAUUCCAUAUUCUAUUUUGAGUAAAAUCUGCCUGAAAUUAAACAUAAGAAAAGACUUGUCUUUUAAUGAUUUCCGCCUGCUGGGAGAGAAAAUGAAGUUUACGAAAGAUGUGAUAACAAAUUUAGGACAGAAGGAGAAUCCAACUUAUGAACUUUUGCAACUGUGGUAUGCAAAGCCUGAAGCAACUGUAGAGAAGCUUAUUACUUUCCUCAAAGAGGAUGAUAUGGAGAGAUGGGAUGUUGCAACUAUUUUAGAAAACUGGUUAAAAAACGGAAAUUAAUAAUUAGUUAGAAAUCAUGAACACUGUGUAGCUUUUGGGUGAUUUAGUAGGAGGAGGGAAAUUUUUACAAUUUUUCUACAGUUAGAUUCACUGUACUGGUACUCGAGGCACUAAAAUAUUUUCUGUUGCAGAAAAAGCAAUGUGUGAAGAGUGUUUUCUUGUCAAACUUAUCAGAAAAUGUAAAAAUGUUAGCAUGGAAAGUAGAACAAUGAGAAAAAUUCCAGGACAAAAACUGUUUUUACAUGUACAAGUGUUGGGGUUAGGAAAACACUGAUGAACAGUGAUUGAAAAACAUUUAGUUUUUAAAUUUGGAAUUUUAGUCUUUUUGAAUUAAGUCAUCAAUCCAAGGUUGACUAUAAGCACAUGUGGAAGUUUUUGUAAAUCUGAUAACAGUUUCAUGAGAACAACUGCGGAUCAUUCUUGAUUGAAGCAGCUAAGGCUGUAUUUUUCUUAAGAAGCUGUUUUUUUUUUGUUUUUUUUUUGUAGUUUAUGUACACGUGUAUAUACAAGUACGAAGUAAGUACUGAUGAAGGGAACCAAUUUAUUUAAAGGGUAUCCACAUAGUGGCUCCUUGCCUUUUAGAUACUAAAAAUAGAUAACUCUGAUUGAAAUAGUGUAACAAUAACUCAUGAAAUAUUUGCCAUCGAAAUUUUUAGGAUAGAAACGUGCAAUAAUUAUAAAAUCCUCUAAGUAAUAAGUGGAAACUAGUUUCAAAGAGAAAAGCCUUAGAUUUGUAGAUUUCUUUUUAAAUAUACAGCUAGAUGUACAUCAUUCUAUAUGUGUGUGUGUAAUUUUGCAUUACUUCUAUUGAAAAGAGGGCUUUUUUUGGUGAAAAUUUAAUGUUUAUCAUAAGCUUAAUUCUUUAUAAAAAUUUUAAUGCAUUAUACUUUUAUUUGUUUAACGUAAUACACACCAAAAUGUCAAUGAACAAGAUGUUGGUUCCUCUGUCA